CGCAAUCUCUCUGCAAGCCAGCCAGCCAGCCACCGAGAGAAACCUCAGUCGUCAGCGCCGGCCAGAAGCUAGCUUUCGAUCGAUCCCAGCGAGGAAGAAGAGAGCUAGCGAGCUGCGACUGCGAGAGGCAUGGCGGGCACCGUGAUCGCGUGCCACACCAAGGAGGAGUUCGACGCCCACAUGGCCAAGGCCUACGAGGCCGGCAAGCUGGUGGUGAUCGACUUCAUGUCCCCAACCUGCGGUGCUUGCCAAGAGAUAGCCCCCGUGUUCGCGGAGUGUGCCAAGGAGUACCCUACUAAAGGUGUCUUCCUCAUGGUCGACAUUUUCGAACUCAAGGAAGUUGCUCAUAGCUACUGCAUCCAGGCGGCGCCGACCUUCGUCUUCAUCAUGGACGAUCUGACGCUGGAGAGCUUUGUUGGUGCCUCUCCGGAUAAGCUCCGUAACACCGUCAAGGAGUUCAUCGACAACACUUCUGCAGCCUCUGCGUCGUCCUCUGCCUAAGGAGACGUAUAUAUAUAGCAAACUAAACUAAAUAUAGCAUCUAUAUGAUCACCAGCCGUCAAUAAGGGCCAACGAAUGCCGUGGUAGGCUGCUAGCAGUAGGCACCGCCACUGUCGAUCACUUUGGUCGUCUAAAUAACUGACUGUGUACUAUACUUACUAUGUUCAGUUCAGAUUCAGAUCGGAGUCGAUAUAUGUUGGAUACUUGUGACUGGACUUGCAAUCUAAAUGUCUGGCUUCAUUUCGGUUCGA
This is a messenger RNA of Sorghum bicolor (sorghum), 752 nucleotides long. Its product is annotated as thioredoxin H1. The transcript is spliced from 3 exons. The record is from RefSeq and is a predicted model, not a curated record. The coding region runs from base 130 to 501 and encodes 123 amino acids. Lineage: Eukaryota; Viridiplantae; Streptophyta; Magnoliopsida; Poales; Poaceae.